Messenger RNA from Marmota flaviventris (yellow-bellied marmot), 4535 nucleotides. The record is from RefSeq and is a predicted model, not a curated record. Lineage: Eukaryota; Metazoa; Chordata; Mammalia; Rodentia; Sciuridae.
GUGGUGGCGGCACAUGCUGGAACUCUGAACAGGGACGCAGGGAGAAGUGCUCACCCCAGUGGACACCUGUGCUUCCUUGCAUGUCCAGGAGAGGGAGCCUAGGAAGUCACCUUCCCAAGGUGAGGGGACUCUGAGAAUGGUGCUGCUUCUGGGCCCCAUGAGGCAGAUGUCUGGCUGCUACAUUUCCCCCUCGGUCACCUUUCCCUUUCCACAGCCAGGCCUCUGUGUUUCAGGUCCUGCCCUGGACUGGUGCCUGUGCUAAGGUGGGAAUGGAGGGAGGGCCUUGGGGAGCCCCUCAUGCCAGUGGGGGAUUGGGACAGGAGGGAGCAUGGUGUACUAAUUGCAGCCUCAGAAGGCAUGUGUCCUAGAGGCCACCAUGGGGCAAGGCCUUUCCCUGAGCACUGGUUCCCCACACUGCUGAAAACAAGUGUGCUUCCUGCACAUGUCCCUGCCCCCAGAGGAGAGGUCAGUUGUGGAGAAUGUAACAGCACAUGACUUCUCCUGGGCAACGCAGGUGGGGGAAAGACCUGGGUGAGCUCAGCCCCAUGGACUCCUCACAACUGGAGCUGGGCUGCCCUGGCAGGGUCACAUUGCCCCAGUGUCCUGUGCUGAAAUCCUGAGGUGCCUGGGAGAGCAGAGGCUGGGUAGGAGCAGCCGCCCUGGCAGCUGCAGAGGGACAUGCAGCCCUCAGAAGGCCAAGAGGGCAGAAGCUGUCUUCACACCCUGCACCUGUGUCCAAGAGGAGGCCCGAGGACAAGCACAGGCCCUCUCGCUCACUUCAGGAGCCAACGGGCAGCUUCUGGUGGGAGGACUGACCAGCUCCUGGCACAUGCCAUCCUUGUUAGGACGAGGCUGCCAAGGAUGCAGAGGCCACUGUCCCAGAAAGGUGUUGCUGUGUGCAUCGGGGACCUUACAUGGACAGAGAGCCAGCGUCUCUGCCGCAGAGCUUUCUGCUUGAGAAGUCGGCCAUGGGGAGUGUGAAUGAGGAGCAUGUUACAACCAGUGAGCAGCAAGGGCCCUGUGGGCAGGGAGGGAAUGGCCUCUCUGGAAGAGGUGACAUUUAAGCUGAAACUGGGAUGACAUGACAGAAGGCCCCAGAUGCUCAGGUGAGCAGAAGCUCUGAGCUGGAAUUGCUUAGGUCAUGGUAAGCAUUGAUUUCUCCUUAAGGACAAUGAGAAAUUGGUGACAGAUUCCAAGCAGAGGAAUAAUGUGUUAUGUGAUCUGAUUACACACUUAGGAGAUGUUCUGGGACCGUGUGGACCAUGGAGGUGUUUCUGGGAGCUGGGAGGCCACACAGCAGUGCUCCCAGGUUGCUGAGGUGCCAGCAUGCACUGUUAUGCCUGGCUGUGCACACUCGUUUUGGGGCAGCUUGUUACACAGUAACAACUGGCUGAAACAAAUGGAAAUACCCAGAAGGGAAAGGUAAGAUGGAUGAUGGUACAGCAUCUGAGAGGGCUUGUCCUCAGGGAGCGGGGGACUUUUUUUGAAGAGCUGCAGUGAUUCUGUGGAAUGGUGUUGUGUCUACUGCUACUUAAACCUCAGGACAGCAGUGGAGGUGGUCCCACCCCUUCUGAUGGUUGGGACCACCAGUGCUGAGUUGGGGGCUCACACUGAGCCGGGGGCUCACACAGAAUAGGAGCCCCUGUUUUGAAGGCUGUUACAUGCAGUGGGUGUCCAGGGCCCAGUCUUGUAUAAGGCCUGAGUCCCAACCUUCUUGGUGGGUAGGAGGAGGGUGAGGAUGGUGCCUGGGAGUUCCCAAGAGUAGGGAAGGGAUGAGAGGCCCCCAGGUACCCUUGUCCAGUGUGCUGCAAACCCGAGCUACCUCUGACACACUGUGUCAAUGGUAAUCGGUGCCCCGCAUCCACCUGGAAGCUGAGCAAGUCACCUCCGUGGAGCACAGUGACUUGCUAAGCCUGCUCCUGAGAUUGAAAAUAGGGAAAACCCAGCAACCAGACUUGAAAAAGUCUGACGGGGCUUCUGGUAGCUGGAGCAAGUUGGUGACUCCAUCUCUCAGGUGCCAUAACAAAGUCCAGUGAACCUGUGCUGAUGGCCAGAGUCACUUCUCAGUGCCCUUUGAUUCCUUAAAGUUCAGGUUUACCCUCUGUUAACCCUCACUGAGCCUGCACUUGGUUCCUGGCCAGCAGGCCAGAUCUGUAGUUUCCUGACUGACCUUAGUCCCUACUGACUCCUGCCCUGGAGGCCACCCUGCUCCCUGAUCUCCCAUAGCACCCCUCCCCCAAGGUUCUUGAGCCUUGGUCCUACAAUUUCUGCCAGGCCCUCCCACCUCCUAAGGAGGGACCAAGGCCUCCCACAUGGUUGUCCUUGGAGACGCAAUAGCUCUUCCCACAUGGGGCAGAGCCCACUUAGAUGGACUGCCUGAGCACGGUACCUAAGAAAUACCCAUGUCCUAAGCUUAUGUGGCAAGAGGACUUCACAGAUGAGACUAAGGAUGGUGAGGUGGGGACAUUAUCCAGCUGACCUGGGAGGGCCCCAAAUGCAACCAUGGUUACCUUUCUAGGAGAACUGACAGAUUGACAGGCCACAUGAUCACAGAGGCAGAGUGGAGCUAACCUAGAGGAGGAUCCUCCCCUAGAGCAGCACCCAUGGCCAUGCUGAUUCCAGGCCUCCAGAACGGUGAGAGGAUCAAUUCCUAUUGUCUUAAGCCACUGAAUCUGUGACUUGUUGCCGUAGCCUCAGGACAUGAACACGCAUGGGAAGGCCAAGGGGUCUGAAAUGACUGGACCAAGGUGUGGCCUUGUGACCGCUUCACUGAAGGUCCCUGAGGCUUAAGCCUCUCAUCUGUUUCAGAAAGCUCCCUGCUGCCUGGCCCUGCAGUCCCCACCCUUACCCAGUGACGCUGUCAUGCCAUGGCCUGCACCCCCAUUCACAGCCCUGCUCAAGCACCCCCCCAUUCACAGCCCUGCUCCUGCUCAGCUGCCAGCCUGCCGCCUGUCACGGCUGAUGAAUUGGGAGGAACUGGGGUGCCCUGAAGGUCCUGGGCCAGAGUGGUGGGGCUCCGCUGGCAACGUGCAGCUGUGUUCCUGGCUUUGGCCUUGGCUCCAAGGUGACCUCCAGGAUCCUAGAUGUGAGGCAGACAGUGGGUGAGUGCAGCCCUGCCCUCCAGCACACACCUGUGCCCAUCCCUGGUGGGGAAGAUACUGGAUGGGCAAAGGACAUUUACUAGACACUUUACAGCCAAGUGCAAACAUCAUUAUCAGCUGCUGUGUUCACCCCAUGAUGGAGCCGGUCUGUCAAGGGCCACACAGGUGGUGCCAUUGUUCUGCUCAGGUGCAGGUGCACGCGUGCCCUGGGGGCGGUCUCCCUGCCUGAACCCUUAAAACCCUGGCUGGGACCAGCAGUGUCUGGACAGAGGAGGAGCCCUGGCAGAUCUGCAAGUCCUUGCUGUGUUGUUUCUUCCAAGAGCUCCCUCUGGAAAUUAACUUUUUCUUAAAGCAGCAAAAGGAGAAAAUUAUCAUCAAAGAAUAUUCCAAAUUCUUAGCAGAAAUCCUAUCAUCUCUGCAGACAUCACCUUGGGUUCUCCCAGGAUGAGGGGCACAAGGCCCAUAAUAGUGCUGCUUGCCCUGGCCAGCCUGCAGCACGUAGUCACAUCUCUGAGAAUUGCAGCCUUCAACAUACGGAGUUUUGGGGAGACCAAGAUGUCCAAUGCAACCCUCUCUAGCUACAUUGUGCAGAUCCUGAGUCGCUACGACAUUGCUCUUGUCCAGGAGGUCAGAGACACCUACCUGACAGCUGUGGGGAAACUGCUGGAUGAACUUAAUCGAGAUGCACCGGACAAUUACCACUACGUGGUCAGCGAGCCACUGGGACGCAGUAGCUAUAAGGAGCAGUACCUUUUCGUGUACAGGCCUGACCAAGUGUCCGUGUUGGACAGCUACUACUACGACGACGGCUGUGAGCCCUGUGGGAAUGACACCUUCAGUCGAGAACCAGCCAUUGUCAAGUUCUUCUCCCCAUAUACACAUGUCAGGGAGUUUGCCAUCGUGCCCCUGCAUGCUGCCCCAGCCGACGCAGUGACGGAGAUUGAUGCUCUCUAUGACGUCUACCUGGAUGUCCGGCAGAAGUGGGGCCUGGAGGACAUCAUGUUGAUGGGUGAUUUUAAUGCUGGCUGCAGCUAUGUGACCCCCUCCCAGUGGUCCUCCAUCCGUCUGCGUACAGACCCUGCCUUCCAGUGGCUCAUUCCCGACACUGCAGACACCACAGUCACAUCCACACACUGUGCCUACGACAGGAUUGUGGUCUCUGGAGCUCUCCUCCAAGCUGCCAUUGUUCCCGACUCGGCUGUCCCUUAUGACUUCCAAGUGGCCUACGGCCUGGGCAACAAGCUCGCUGAAGCCAUCAGUGACCACUACCCAGUGGAGGUGACGCUGAGGAGAGCCUGAUGCCAGUGAGUAGCAUGGCUGUGCAGCUUCCAGCCAAGGAGGCUACCUCACUGGACAUCUCAAAGCCUAGACAGCCCAAAGGUGGAUUAAGAAAUACUUUAAUGGAGGUAAAUAAAGCUCAAGAAGGUGGUGGUC